Molecule: messenger RNA, 570 nt
Organism: Aspergillus mulundensis
Lineage: Eukaryota; Fungi; Ascomycota; Eurotiomycetes; Eurotiales; Aspergillaceae
Exons: 2
Coding region: 1-570 (189 amino acids)
Molecular function (GO): oxidoreductase activity
Source: RefSeq, a predicted model, not a curated record
AUGUCUUUGCCAGUCACCCAAGCAAGAGCGUACCGCCGCACCGCCGACGGCAGUCGAAUCGAACUGGUCACCGAUGAACUCCCCAAAUCCCUCGCUCCAGACGAAGUACUGAUCAAAAUCCGUGCUGUAUCUCUUAACCACCGCGAUGUAGGCAUGCUGAAGGCCACCAAGUUCAGCGCCCCUCUGUCCCGGGGCGUCCCCUGCUGCAACUGUGCGGACGGGGUGAUUGGGACUGUGAACUACGCUGAACAUCCCAACUGGGGUCAGGAAGUGAGGCGUCUUACUGACGGCAAAGGAGCGGAUGUCGUUCUUGACAUCGGUGGCCAGGUAUCGAUUAGCAGAGUUUCAAUGCUGUGCGAACUAGGCGAUGGUGUCCAUGGUUGGCUUCCUGGAGGGAUACACGUUGGCUCUCGAAACAACCAAGAGGCAUUGAUCAACUUUCUCAACGAACAUCGCCUACCCUUGGACGUACUUGUCGACACUGUGUUUUCCUCUGAAGAUGCCGAAGCCGCUUUUAACCAUUUAUCGUCUAAGCAGCAUGUUGGGAGGGUUGUGGUCAGGGUUCAGUAG